GUCUGGCCUGUGUUGGCUGUAGGCAACGAAAGGAGCCCUCCCGGUCUGCGCCGGAUGGCCCCGGGCGGUGACUCGGUCCGGAGCCCUGGAACGCUACGCCCACCUGGCGGAAAGCACCACGGAAACGCAUCCUUCUGUGGCCACUGUUAGGUCUGCCAUUUUACACUUUUCUGAUCUCCUCCUUCCCUUCUGUGAGCUAUGUCUCAGGGGUCAGUGACAUUCAGAGAUGUGGCCAUAGACUUCUCCCAGGAGGAGUGGAAAUGGCUUCAGCCUGCUCAAAGAGAUUUGUACAGAUGUGUAAUGUUGGAGAACUAUGGCCAUCUGGUCUCACUGGGUCUUUCCAUUUCUAAGCCAGAUGUGGUUUCCUUAUUGGAGCAAGGGAAAGAACCCUGGCUGGGGAAAAGGGAAGUGAAAAGAGAUCUGUUUUCAGGUAACUGAAGUGGUGAAAAACUACAGAGGAGAGGACUACUGUAAUUCCCAGCCUUGUUCCUUUAUAGUUUCAGAGUCAAGUGGUGAGAUCAAAGACUUUUCACCAAAAAAUGUCAUUUAUGAUGACUCAUCCCAGUAUUUGAUCAUGGAAAGAAUUCUAAGUCAAGGCCCUGUGUAUUCCAGUUUUAAAGGAGGCUGGAAAUGCAAGGAUCAUACUGAGAUGCUGCAAGAAAAUCAGGGAUGUAUUAGGAAAGUAACAGUCUCUCAUCAAGAAGCCCUGGCUCAACAUAUGAAUAUCAGUACUGUGGAGAGGCCCUAUGGAUGCCAUGAAUGUGGAAAAACUUUUGGUCGACGCUUUUCCCUGGUGUUACACCAGAGGACUCAUACUGGAGAGAAACCAUAUGCAUGUAAGGAAUGUGGCAAAACCUUUAGCCAGAUUUCAAACCUUGUGAAACACCAAAUGAUACAUACUGGAAAGAAACCCCAUGAGUGUAAGGACUGUAAUAAAACAUUCAGUUACCUUUCAUUUCUUAUUGAACACCAGAGAACGCACACUGGGGAGAAACCUUAUGAAUGUACUGAGUGUGGAAAGGCCUUUAGCCGUGCCUCCAACCUCACUCGACAUCAAAGAAUUCACAUAGGAAAGAAACAAUAUAUAUGUAGGAAAUGUGGUAAAGCAUUUAGCAGUGGCUCAGAACUCAUUCGCCACCAGAUUACACAUACUGGAGAGAAACCUUAUGAAUGCAUUGAAUGUGGGAAGGCAUUUCGCCGUUUCUCACACCUUACUCGACAUCAGAGCAUCCAUACAACCAAAACCCCGUAUGAAUGUAAUGAAUGUAGGAAAGCUUUCCGUUGUCACUCAUUCCUUAUUAAACAUCAGAGAAUUCAUGCUGGAGAAAAGCUCUAUGAAUGUGAUGAAUGUGGUAAAGUUUUCACUUGGCAUGCAUCCCUUAUUCAACAUACGAAGAGUCACACUGGAGAGAAACCCUAUGCGUGUGCUGAAUGUGAUAAAGCCUUCAGCCGGAGCUUUUCCCUCAUUCUACAUCAGAGAACUCAUACUGGAGAGAAACCCUAUGUAUGUAAGGUAUGCAACAAAUCCUUCAGCUGGAGCUCAAACCUUGCUAAACAUCAGAGGACACACACUCUUGACAACCCCUAUGAAUAUGAAAAUUCAUUUAAUUACCACUCAUUCCUUACUGAACACCAGUGAAUUUACACUGCAAAGAAAAACUAUGAAUGUAUGGAAUUUUUUAAAAAGAAGUAUAAUGCCUUACUUCAGAGAACUCUUGGAAAGAAGCCUUAUGUGAAAGUGAUGACUGUGAAGUAAUAUGGCCCACACUUUAUUCACCACCCUGGAGAAAAAAAAACCCAGGAAUAUGUGGAAAAGCCAUUAAUAACCACUCUUUUAUUUUUUUGCAAUAACAAGGUGAAAUCAAUAUUGUUGAGAAGAUUCUUCCAUCUGGUAAUGUUGAGAAGACUUCAUUUGGUAGGAGUCCCUUACUUUACGUGUGUAAAUUCCUACCAGGAAAGAAUACAUAUCCAAUAGAUUGGAGAAAGCCAGAGAUUAGCCCUCAUUCCGCAUCUGUCAACCAGGACAGAAAGCAUGGACAAGGGAUGAGCUUUACAAAGAUGAUGCACUUUGGAGAUCAGAAAAUUCAUAUUUAAGCAAAGUGAUACAAACACAGUGAUUUGGGAAUGCCUUCAUUUACAAUGCAAUACUUACAUUUUAAUACUCUUGUAGGAGAAAAAGCAACUGUAUAAAUGAAUGUAGAGUGACUUUCUGCAAUAUUUCAAACCUAUAUCAGAGAAUUACACUGUGGGAAAACUACCAUUGUAAUAAGUGUAGCAAAAUCUCCUUAGAUAUCUGAAAAGUCAUACUGGAUGGAAUCUGUAGGAAACGGUUCUAUUUUGAGGGAAGGGGGAUUCCUUUUUGUUUUUUAAGUGAAUUCAGAAAAUGUUAUAAAUAAAUCUUUUGGUUUAUUAUAAA
Molecule: messenger RNA, 2416 nt
Organism: Homo sapiens (human)
Lineage: Eukaryota; Metazoa; Chordata; Mammalia; Primates; Hominidae
Gene: ZNF140
Product: zinc finger protein 140
Exons: 6
Coding region: 575-1639 (354 amino acids)
Biological process (GO): regulation of DNA-templated transcription
Cellular component (GO): nucleus
Molecular function (GO): DNA-binding transcription repressor activity, RNA polymerase II-specific
Source: RefSeq, marked validated